Ilex paraguariensis (yerba mate) is the source of this 285-nucleotide messenger RNA. NCBI's taxonomy places the organism in Eukaryota, Viridiplantae, Streptophyta, Magnoliopsida, Aquifoliales, Aquifoliaceae. The record is from the annotation of a GenBank genome assembly.
AUGGCUCAGCGGCAGCAUGUAGCGGCAAUCAACACAGCAACGGCUCACCAAGCUCAGCCCAGAGAGGGAGAGAAUUGGGGUGAUUACGAUGUGGCUGUGAAUGGCUUCCGCCGACAAAAGAGAGGGAGGAAACAUGGGAGAGCCGCUGCAAAACCCAUUGGUGAGCCACGUCGGCUUUUCGGCUCUUCGGCUCUUCGGCUUUUCAUCACAACCCACGUCGGUUGUAUUCCUCACAACCCAAUAGCAACCAUGGCCAUAGCCACUGCCACCGUCACCAACCCUUGA